CGCAUGACCUUCUGAAAGACCAACCAACCGCAAGUGCGCGCGCGCGGAGCUCAGACAUGCCGAACUAGGAGAGCCCUCCAAAUCUAUAGGCGCAUUAUUGUAGGCACGAAAACAACCUAAGCGCUGACUCCGACAGCCAAGACGGUAGUUCCGUCAAACGUCAUGGCCCCGGUCGAUUUUGAGCCAGCGCAGGCAGCCAGUAGGUUCCGUAGGUUGCAGCAGCUGGCCAGGCAUUACGGCCUUGACGGCAUUCUGCUGGUACCGGGCGUCGAUGGCAAGUAUGGCCGCAGCACCCAUGCCGUCGGCUACCUGCUUGAGGGGCGCAGCAACCGCGACACCCUGGACGUCAACAAGCUCGCCGACCAGCUGGAGGACGCCGUGGUGCUGGUGACGCCCGGCGAGGUGCAGAUCUACGUGCCCAGCCCCGACCUGCACCAGCGGCUGCGCGAGCUGCUACUGCCGCACCUGGCGCCGCUGCGGCUGCUGGGCCCCACGGCCGCCGAGGCCGCCGACCCAGAUGCCCUGGAGGACAACAAGCUGGGCUGCUUCGUGCACAUGCUGCGCGGCCUCAAGCGCCUCGGCAUACCCUGCGGCCUCGCCGCCGCCGCCUCCUCCUCUCCUGCUACUGCCGCUGCUGCCGCUACUGCGGCUGGGGCUGCUGCUGCCAACGGCGGCGCGCCGCGGGGCGCCCUGCCGCGCCUGGGCGCCGGCGAGCUUGUGGCGCUGGAGCGGUGGCCGCUGCUGCAGGCGUACGGGCUGGAGGGCGUGGGGCGCAGCGGCUUCUUCACCAUGAACUUCGAGGUGUACGACGUGCAGCCGGCACUGGACGCGGCGCUGUACGGCGAGCUGGACGGGCGGGCGGCGGCGGUGCUGGGCGGCGAGGGGGCGGCGGCGCUGCGGCAGCACUGGGGCGAGAUGCUGCUGGCUCUGGGCGGCAAGGCGGCGGGGCAGCGCGGCGGUCUGAGCGAGAAGCAGGUGGCGGAGCCGCUGGUGGGCUACUUCGCGUACGGCCUGUUGCGCGAGGUGCCGGGCGUGGAGCAGACGGUGGUGCUGCCGCCGCGGGUGGUGUUCGGGCCGCGCUCCUCGGACGACUCCGCGGCGCCCCAGGCCGAGCCGCUCAGCGCCUGCGGUCCCGCGCCCGGCCUGCCGCCGCUGCAUGCGGUGGUGGAGGGUGCGGAUCCGCGCAGCGGCCUCAGGGCGGCCCGCACCUGCUUCCUGUGCAGGGGCGCGGCGGAGCGGGACGUGUUCGCGGACCUGGAUGCGGAGGCGGAGGAGGGCUACAGCUUUGCUCAGGUGUUGGCGGCGGGCGGCUGGGGCGCCGCCGCGGCCGAGGUGGUUGGGCUGAUGCGCCUGUAUGCGGCGCUGGUGGAGGCGGCACGGGCGGCCAUGGCGCACUUCGCCACGGCCGACAACGCCACGGGCCUCAGCGCCAAGGCGGUGGCCCAGGAGGUGCUGGCGCGGCGGGCGGAGCAGCUGGGCGCGGCGGGGGGCUCCGGCUCCGCCUCCGGCUCCUCGCUGUCGGGGCGGCUGCGCUUCAGCCUGCUGCAGUGGGACCACGCCAACCGCGUCACGGCGCCGGCGGUGCGCGGCAGCAGGCAGCUCAAGGUGCUGCGCCUCAGCCUGCCCGACGUGGCCGCCCGCUCCACCUCCGGCCCGUACGCCGGCCAGCGGCUGGGCGGGCUCGUGUACGGAGACACCUUCAUCGACCUGCCCGCGCCUGCUACAACUGCUACAGCUGCUGCUGCUGCCGCCGCCGCUCCGCAGCUGCUGGUGCUGACGGAGGGCAUCCCCACGCUGGUGGCGGUGACGGCGGGUGGGCCCGAGGAACAGCUGGCGGGCAGGGCCCUGCGCAGCCUGGGAGCCGUGGUGGGAGGCGGCGCGGCGGCGCGCGCGGCGGGCGGUGCCGCCCCGCAGCCGCAGCAGUCGCAGUCGCAGUCGCAGCUGGCCCGGGACCAGUCGCGGCGCGCGGGCGCGGUGGCGGCGGCGGACAGCCAGGCGCUGGCGGCGCGGGUGCGGGCGCGCAACAAGGAGGCGGCGGCGGCGGAUGGCGCCACACCGCCGCCCGACAGCGAUGAGGACGACGAGGACGUCGAGGAGGACGCGGGCGGCGCUGCCGCCCACAGCGCCGCUGCGGGCGCCCCCAGCCGGCCGCCGCCCGAGGAGGCUCUGGGCCGGCUGCUGACGCUGGGCGGCGGCGACGACGCAGUGCUGCUCACCGGCGCUCCCGCCUGCCCCGCGCUGGCGGGCACGCUGUACUGCUUCACCGCGGGGCUGGUGUUCGUGGAGGCCACCAGCAGGGCCGUGUGGACCCUGGACCUGCGCGGCAGUAGCAGCAGCAGCAGGGCAGUAGCAGCUGCAGCCGGCGGGGCUGUAGCAGCAGCGGCCGCAGACGGCAGUAGCAGCGGUAGCGGCGGCGGCCUGCAGGCCAUCACUAUGCAGCAGCUGCCGGUGGCGGCGGCGCUGGCGCUGGGUGGCGGCGGCGGCGGGGGCGAGGUGGGCGGCGGCUCGGGUCUGUCCGGCACGUCGCUGGGCGAGGCGGUGGUGUUCCGCGGCAGUGGCCCCGCGUGCGGCCUGGCUCCGGCGGCACACCUCACCGUCAACACACACCUGGCGCUGGCGCUGGCGGCCAUGUCGCCGGCCGCCCGGCGCUUCAUCAUCACCACUGUGCUGCCGGCGUGGCAGCAGACGUGCCGCGAGGCCGCCGCCGCCGCCGCGGAGGGGGGUGGCGGCCCGGACGGCGGCGCUGCCAGCUACCUGAAGGACAUGGACGCACCCAACCCCUUCCCCGCGGCACUGCACGUGGAGCACGCCUUCGCCAUCCGGUCCUCGGCCGCGGGUGGCGCCGCCAAGUCCUGGCCGGCCCUGGUGGCGGCGGACGCGCAGGUGGAGGCGGCGCUGGGCGCACUGGAUGACAGCGAGCUGCGCGGCCACCUCAACGGCACGCACCCUCACGUGGAGGCGCUGCUGCUACAGCCGCCCCCGCCCGCGGCCGCGGCUGCUACUGCCGCCGAGCCGCCCAUCGGGCUGGCCCUGGUGGUCGGCCUGCCGGGGGCGGACCAGGCGCCGGUGGCGGCGGCCCUGGCGGCCAUGCUGAGUGGAGCCGCCGAGGGCAGUGCGGGUGGCGGCGCCGCCGCUGCGGCGUCUGCGCGCGUGGCGCUGCUGCCGGCGUCUGCGGGGCCGCUCACAGCCGCGGACUUUGCGACGGCCCUGUCUGCUGCCAUGCAGCACCGCCGCACGGGCCACAGCCACCUGUCCGCACAGCCGCCGCUGCAGCACUUGGUCAUUGCUACAGCCUCGCACGUGGGCCUGCCCGAGCAGCUGGCCAUGCUCGCCGCAGCCAUGCUCGGCGGCAGUAGCAGCAGCACCGGCGCGGCUGCUACUGCCAGUGCAGCAGCCGGCCUGGCGGCAUGGAAGCUGCACUCGGUGGUGGUGUGUGUCGCGGGUGAGACGCUUGAGGAGGAGCCGGCGCGCUCGGCCCUGGCGGCGGGGGCGCUGUCGCAACUGGCGCCCGGGUACGUGGACGUGGCGGUGGUGGGAGGCGUGGAUGCAGCGCGCGCGGCGGCGGCGGCGGCGCUGGUGGCGGCUCGCCUGCCGGGCGUGCCCACGGUGCGCUCAGGCCGGCCGCAGCUGCUGCUGGGGCGGGAGGUGCUACUGCCGCCGCCAGCAGAGCGGCUGGCGAGGCGCGGCGCGCCGGGCGCUGCGGCGGCGCGGCGGUGGGCCCCGCUGGCGGCGGCGACUGGCGCGGCGGGUGGCGGUGCCGGUGGCCUGCUGGGUCCGCUGCGGGCGGUGCGGGUGGCGUUUGAGGGGCCCUUGGACGUCGCCAAGCUCAAGCAAGAGCUGCGCGGGCUGGGCAUCCCGCAGGACGCCGCCGCCGCGCCCGCCCUGCCGCUGGCCGACGCCGCCGUCGACAGCGCCGCCGCCGUGCCCGGCCUGGUGGCCGUGACCGGCUGCGUGCGGCUGCCGCCGCCCCCCGCCCCCGCCAACGGCACCACCACCACCACCGCCCCCGCCAGCGGCACCGGCGGCGUGUGGGAGCUGCUUGGCAGCCGCGGCGCCGUCCUGCGCAGCCGCGAGUGGGCGCUGGGCGGCGGCGGCAGUGCUGGACACGGCGUUGUGGUGGGCAGCCCGCAGCUGCCUCAGUCGGAGGCGGGCGGUGAGCUUACCUUCAUAGGUACCGGCUCCGCAGUGGAGGAGGCUGCGCUGCGGCGGCUACUGGGCCGCUGCGCCGGAGGCGCCACGGCGCCGGCUGCAGCUGCAGCUGCAGCUGCUGCGGCACCUGCCGCCUCAGCCGCAGCCGCCCCCGGCGAGGUGCCUAGCUGUGCGGCGGACGUGACGGCGGAGCAGCGCGCCUCCAUCCGGGCCGCGCGCGCCUGGGAGCCGCUGCCUCCCGGCUACUGCUACAACGGCAGCCAGUACUUUGACGCGUUCGGGGACGCCUCCCUGGAGCACCCGGACAUGGACAGGUUCGUUGAGGAGUGGAUUGCGGAGCAGCAGGCGAAAGCGGCGGAGGCAACGGCGGCGGCAUGCGAGCGGGCGGCGGCGAUAGCGGUCGUGCGUGUGGAGGGGCCGGUGCGGCUGUAGCUGGGUGGAGGGAGGGGUGGACGCAGCGUGGCUGUAGUUGCUGUUGCCACAUGUGGUGGUCGGAGGUGGCUACCUUCUGUGACUCGGGUUGACUUGCUUACUAAUAGCCUUCGGGGCCACACCUGCUGUCAGCAGCAAGACCAAUAACUGGACGUGCCGCUGAUCAUGUGGGUUACUUGGUGGGUACAUACUUGCACAUACAGGCGACCCCAUUCAUGGCGUGCGCUUUACUUGCUGAUCUCUAAGUGACGGCCCGCGUGCGUGCGUGCGCGCGUGCGCGCUGCGCGUGCGGCGUGCGUGUGUGCUUGUGUGCGUGCGUGUGGGACCUGGGUGCUGCGCUCCAACCCGGAAUGCACGCCCGGGGCGUCUGGAAGUGCUACGUGUGUUGGUGCGGUGUAACUGUGUAUACCAUCAUGUAGCCUCGCAUGUGUGGGGGCCGAAGACUCCAACCAAAGACUGGUCAUGACUCAAGACUGGACAUUCACACACGGCUGUUGACGUUUUGGAUCCAAGGAUUGAAAUCCUCAGUUGUGCACACGCGUACCCGGUAUGUGCUGGACAUGAUACGGUAUGGAAAGCCCAACUGUGGGCUGCAGCAGGUGACGCCCUUUCUGGUGCCACCGAGACUAAGCAGCUCAGAUUGAAACCGUGCCCCGCCGGUCCUCAGCGUUCGACGGCCUGUCCGCCAUGAGGUCAUGCGGUGGCGCGGACUACCCGCAUGCGCUGGCUCUUGGCAUCCGGGGCGAUGAGCGGAUCCGUAGAUAAUAU
Messenger RNA from Chlamydomonas reinhardtii, 5349 nucleotides. RefSeq lists its product as uncharacterized. Lineage: Eukaryota; Viridiplantae; Chlorophyta; Chlorophyceae; Chlamydomonadales; Chlamydomonadaceae. The transcript has 18 exons. The record is from RefSeq and is a predicted model, not a curated record. The coding region runs from base 163 to 4581 and encodes 1472 amino acids.